CCGUGUGCUGAGUGUCGCGGCUCGGCGCUGGCAGCCGACAGGAGCCUCCAUACUUUCAAAGCUUUCUGUGAGCUAAACCGGGUUUUAGUUUUUGAGUCAGUUCGACAGAGAAACCCGUGAAAAUCUCCGCCGGUGGUUUUUAGUUCUUGAUGAGCCGCGGCGCCGACCCGAAGGCGACAUCAUGCACCGUCUCAAGCAGCUAGUGGGCCGGUCCCCCGUCGUGCUGUGGCGGUCCGGGUCGCUGCCUCCCUGCGUGUCGCAGUCGGUCCGGCUGCAGACCCAGGGCCCGAUGGAGCAGUUCGGCCUGAAGCGCUUCAGCACCGCGGAGGCCACGGCGGAGACCCGGGACGCCGGCAAGCUGCGGGAGAAGAUCCUGACCAUGGAGACCCUGAACCCGCAUGUGAAGGCGGUGGAGUACGCGGUCAGAGGACCCAUCGUCAUCAAGGCCGGGGACAUCGAGAGGCGGCUGCAGCAGGGAGUGAAGCAGCCCUUCACUGAGGUCAUCAAAGCCAACAUCGGAGAUGCUCAUGCCAUGGGCCAGCAGCCAAUCACCUUCCUCCGUCAGGUGGUGGCUCUGUGUUGUUUCCCUGAGCUGCUGGACAGCCCCGCGUUUCCAGACGAUGCCAAACAGCGAGCUCAACGCAUCCUGCAGGGCUGCGGAGGACACAGCCUCGGCUCCUACAGUGCCAGCCAGGGGGUGGAGUGUAUCCGUCAGGACAUCGCCGCCUACAUCGAGCAGAGGGACCAGGGCAUCCCGGCCGACUGGAACAACAUCUACCUCACCACGGGAGCCAGCGACGGCAUCAUGAGCAUCCUGAAGCUGCUGGUGUCGGGUCAGGGCAGCUCCAGGACGGGCGUGAUGAUCCCCAUCCCGCAGUACCCGCUCUACUCGGCGGCCAUCUCUGAGCUGGAGGCGGUGCAGAUCAACUACUACCUGGACGAGGCCAACUGCUGGGCGCUGGACAUCGGAGAGCUGCGGCGGGCGUACCGGGCCGCCAAGCAGCACUGCCAGCCCCGAGUCCUCUGCAUCAUCAACCCCGGAAACCCCACCGGUCAGGUCCAGAGUAAGAAGUGCAUCGAGGAGGUGCUUCACUUCGCCUACGAGGAAAACCUCUUCGUCAUGUCUGAUGAGGUGUACCAGGACAACGUCUACUCCCCGGACUGCCAGUUCCACUCCUUCAAGAAGGUCCUGUACGAGAUGGGCCCCGAGUACUCCAGCAGCGUCGAGCUCGCCUCCUUCCACUCCACCUCCAAGGGCUACACCGGAGAGUGUGGUUUCCGCGGCGGCUACAUGGAGAUCCUGAACAUGGACCCCGAGGUGAAGGCCCAGCUGGUCAAGCUGCUGUCGGUCCGGCUCUGCCCCCCCGUCUCCGGACAGGCCGCCAUGGACGUCAUCGUCAACCCGCCCAGACGGCACGAGGCCUCCUACACACAGUUCACCAAGGAGAAAAACUCGGUGCUCGGCGCUCUGGCCGAGAAAGCCAAGAUGACGGAGCAGAUCCUGAACUCGGUGCCCGGGAUGAAGUGCAACCCGGUGCAGGGAGCCAUGUACGCCUUCCCCCAGAUCUUCAUCCCGCCCCGCGCCGUGCAGGAGGCCCAGGCUCUGUCCGUGGCUCCUGACAUGCUGUACUGCCUGAAGCUGCUGGAGGAAACGGGCAUCUGUGUGGUUCCAGGCAGCGGCUUCGGCCAGCAGGAGGGAACCUACCACUUCAGGAUGACGAUCCUGCCGAGUGCAGAGAAGCUGAAGGUCCUGCUGGAGAAGGUGAGGGAUUUCCACCUCAGGUUCCUGCAGGAGUAUUCGCCGCAGGAGGCGCCGGUCAGAAGAACCUCGCAGGAACACUCAGAGACCUAAACACGGCCGGGCGCCAAACAAACAAACAAACAAAAACAACAA
This is a messenger RNA of Myripristis murdjan (pinecone soldierfish), 1894 nucleotides long. RefSeq names its product glutamic pyruvate transaminase (alanine aminotransferase) 2 (gene gpt2). Gene Ontology annotation, biological process: biosynthetic process. Lineage: Eukaryota; Metazoa; Chordata; Actinopteri; Holocentriformes; Holocentridae. The transcript is spliced from 11 exons. Bases 182 to 1852 code for a protein of 556 amino acids. The record is from RefSeq and is a predicted model, not a curated record. Gene Ontology annotation, molecular function: transaminase activity; pyridoxal phosphate binding.